AUGUCGUCCAAAUUGAUUCAGUUCCAGCUUCCCAGAUAUGUUUGUUUCCCAAUCUCAGAGCUCAGUUUUCAUCACCGGACUUCGAAUAUCUUUCUAAUCCCGACUAUUUUUCCGGGUUAUGCUGAGAAGUUGCCUCCGAGUUCGAAUUCAAUUUCAGUAGUUGCAAGGAAGAAGAUAAUACCAUUCUCAACCCAGCUUCCAUCUUCGUCGUCUCCAGAAAAUGGAGAAGAGGACAAAAAGGUUGAAGAAGAAGGAGUAUCAGACUAUUCAAACCACGUAGAAACCGCAAGAGAUGCUUUACGGCAGUAUUUGGAAGAAGAAAUUGGGGUUUCCAUGGAGGAAUCCGUUGAAAUCUCGUCCAACUCUCCGAACUACGUCGACAUGUUAAUUCACAGCAUUGGAGAACUCGAGGAAGUAUCCAGUCUAUCCUCCGCCGCUGCGCCGCCGUCGUGGUCUGAAAGUGACCAACUAUCCUUCCGUUCAAAGGUUUACGAAAUGGCUAAAUGGAAAGGGGACAAGGGUAUUCUUCCUUACUUGGAGAGCAUCGGCCUUACUCUGUCUUCUGCAUCCCACUUGGGCCGCAGAUAUCUAUCCUCUCACACUCUUCCUACUCUAAUUCAUCAGGUUAAAUAUGUGAGGAAACUGUUCUUUUCUGACAGUGAAGAUGAUGGAGGGCUUGCCGGAAAUAGUGCUCGUCGAAUGAUGAUGUACCUUUCUAUCUCUGUUGACGAGGAUAUCCAACAAACUUUAUCCUUCUUUGAGAAGAUCCAGGCACGGCGUGGCGGUUUGGAAUUGUUGGGCUCUGGAGAUGCCUCCUUCCGACAUCUUAUCGAAUCAUUUCCAGCUCUUCUCUCUCUACCUUUAGAAUCUGCUGUGAAUCCUAUGGUUGAAUUCCUUGAGGAAAAUGGUGUACCUAGAGGGAGUGUUGGGAAAAUUUUUCUGCUGUUUCCACCCAUAUUAUUCUUUGACCUUGAAAAGGAUCUUAAACCUCGACUACUGGCAUUGCAGAAGGUUGGUGUUGAGUACAAUGAUUAUGCCAUCCUGAUCCAGAAGUACCCAUGGGUUCUCUCAACUAGUAUUCUCCACAACUUCAGAGAGAUCCUUAGUUUCUUUGAUGAGGAGAAGGUGCCACUAGAUGGUGUUACUAGGGGUAUAAUAAACUGGCCCCUGCUUUUGGGUUGUUCAGUCAAGAGGCUGAAGAUGAUGGUGGAGCAAUUUCGUGAACUGCAGAUAACAAACAAGAAGCUUGGUCGAUUAAUAGCGAGGAGCCCUCAGUUGCUAGUACAGAAAAUUGAGGAAUUUGUUGAGGUUAUAACGUUCUUUAAAGAUCUGGGACUUGAUGAUGCAAGUAUUGGACGAAUGCUUGCUCGACGUCCUGAAAUUUUUGCUGUAAGCAUUGAAGAAACGCUUAAGAGAAAGAUUGGUUUCCUUACCAGUAUCGGCAUCUUGAAAGAUCAUCUCCCACGAGUUGUUAAAAAAUACCCAGAUAUGUUCGUUUGUGAUGUUGACCGAGCACUACGUCCCAGGGUGAAAUACUUGAUGAAGAUUGGUAUAUCAAAGAAGGAUGUGGGAUUCAUGGUCCGUAGAUUUUCACCUUUGCUGGGAUACAGCAUUGAAGGAGUUUUGAGGCCUAAGUUAGAGUUCUUGAUACGCAUCAUGGAAAAGCCAUUGAGAGAUGUAGUAGACUAUCCAAGAUAUUUCAGCUACUCGUUGGAGAAGAAGAUAAAACCUAGGUAUUGGGUGCUGAAAGGCAGAAAUUUAGACUGCAGCCUCAAAGACAUGUUGAAUAAAAACGACGAAGAGUUUGCUGCUGCGUAUAUGGACGUUGGAUCAGGAACACAUCUACAACCAGUUGAAUGA
Molecule: messenger RNA, 1860 nt
Organism: Oldenlandia corymbosa var. corymbosa
Lineage: Eukaryota; Viridiplantae; Streptophyta; Magnoliopsida; Gentianales; Rubiaceae
Source: the annotation of a GenBank genome assembly